Molecule: messenger RNA, 2543 nt
Organism: Theobroma cacao (cacao)
Lineage: Eukaryota; Viridiplantae; Streptophyta; Magnoliopsida; Malvales; Malvaceae
Product: RNA-binding KH domain-containing protein RCF3-like
Molecular function (GO): RNA binding
Source: RefSeq, a predicted model, not a curated record
CAGAAACCUAGUCCAAGAAUCUAAGGAUCUCUAGUUUGAAUCUCGUCCAUUCUCAAUCUUCAUUGCUCCCGAAGCUAUCAGUAAAUUAAUUUUCCUUUUGGGUUUUGCUUCUUUGGAUGGUCGAAUAAACGGUAUUUUCACAUACUUCUCAACCAUGUCUACCCCUUUGACGCCUUCUAAGAGACCACAUGAUAGGAACCCUUCAGAGACAAAUGGGAAAAGAAAGUUGCAAAAGUCAGGGCAAUCAAAAAUUUUGCCUGGUGGUAUUGUUUUUCGUGUACUAUGUCCUGCAUCUAAAACUGGUAGUGUCAUUGGCAAAGGUGGCACCAUCAUAUCACAAAUUCGUCAAGAAACUGGUGCAAAGGUCAAAGUUGAGGAAGUCAUCCCUGGUUGUGAUGAGAGAGUAGUUGUCAUCAUGGGUUCUGAAUCUUCUGAUAAAGAGGCUGGAGUUAGUAUCGAGCAGGGGAAGGAGGAUGGUGGUGAAGAGGCUAAUGCAGCCAAUCAGAGUGAUGAAGAAAAGGAAAAUGGUGAAAACAAUGAUGAUAAGAUUUCUGAUCCUGUGAAAGAUUUGAAAUCUGUAAAGGAAACUUCAUAUGUGCAGAAGGCCUUGUUACUUGUUUUUGAAAGAAUAAUUGAAGCAGAGCCAGAUUUAGGUGGAGUUGAUGAGGAAACUGUUAAGUCUUUCACGAUGGUUUUAAGGUUACUUGUUCUUUCUAGUCAAGUUGGCUGCCUUUUUGGCAAAGGUGGCAGUGUAAUUAAGCAAAUGUCUGCCGAAAGUGGGGCACAGAUUCGAAUUCUUCCUAGAGACAAACUUCCUCCAUGUGCUACAGCUUCUGAUGAACUAGUUCAGAUCACGGGGGAGGUUGCUGCAGUUAGGAAAGCUCUUCAAUCCAUUUCUCAACAGCUUAUAGAAAAUCCACCUCGGGAUCAUGACUCUUCCCCUCUCAACCCAACAGGGCAGUCAUCCCAUUCAUUUGGUCCUAGGCCUGAAGUUCACCCACCACCAAACCAUUCUUUUAGUUCUCAAGGACCACCUUUUGCUGCAGGGCCACGGGACGUUGAUAUUCAUUCAGCUGUUCCGCCUCUUAUCCCUGGCAGAAUGAUGCCUUCUAUGGAAAUGCUAACAUUCCGGUUAUUGUGUCAUCAUGAAAGAGUAGGUGGUGUUAUCGGAAAGGGAGGAGCAAUAAUUAAGACUCUUCAGCAAGAGACAGGCUGCGAGAUCAAAGUUGUGGAAGGUAUUUCUGAUUCGGAGGACCGCAUAAUUGUCAUAUCUGGUCCAGCGCACCCAGAUGAUAGGAUAUCAGCAGCACAAGAUGCAGUAUUCCGUGUGCAUACCAGGAUAAAUAGGGCUAUACCUGAUAGCAAAGACAAGUCUUUGAUGGCCAGGCUUCUUGUAUCAUCAAAUCAAAUUGGUUGUCUCCUUGGCAAGGGUGGUGCCAUCAUAGCUGAAAUGAGGAAGUCGUCUGGGGCUCAUAUUCGUAUAUUGGGAAAGGAUCAGGUUCCAAAGUGUGCUUCAGAAGGUGAAGAAGUUGUUCAGAUUAAUGGAGAACAUGACACUGUUUGUGAGGCUCUUUUGCAAAUAACAACUAGGCUGCGGCAUCAUUUCUUUCGUGAUGCAUUCCCGUCUAUUAACCAUCCUUCGAAUCCUGCCUUCCUGGAUCAAGGACCCCCAUUCCCUUCAUUUAUGGGAAGGAGGGAAUUUUCACCUCCAGGAUUAGGUCCAUUUCACCAUUUUGAUGCUUUUGGUGGCCCACCUCCACAUGGUGGUUUUCAUCCCCAUGAUGAUCCUCCUUUCAUGCGCAAUAUUCAUCGACCAGGCAUGCCUCCCCAUAUAUCUGAAAGAAAAGCAUGGGCCCCUCAGGGAUUUAUAGGCAUGCCAGAUUUUGCUGGACCUCCCCACCGAAGAAUUUCUGGUUUUGGAGGAGGAAGCCAACCAGCUAUUAUUACAAGCACCACCAUUGAAGUUGUUGUUCCUCGUUCUCUUGUUCCUACAAUAUAUGGAGAAGAUGGUGCAUGUUUGAAACAGAUACGUCAGAUUUCUGAUGCAAAAAUUACAAUUACUGACCCCAAGCCCGCGGCAACAGAAACAGUGAUUAUAAUAUCUGGAACACCGGAACAAACCCAUGCAGCCCAGUCUCUAAUUCAGGCUUUUGUAAUGAGUGAGACAGAAUCUUCGUGAACUAAAUUAAGACUGCCAGGGAUUCUGAUUUCACAGUUUUGUGAGUAUGCCGGUACUUUUUUAAACUAGCUAGGGAUUGAUAUCAUACUUUGUAGAUUAAUUAGUUCCUUCUGUAAAGCAUUCCUCUUUAAUCUCACAUGAGGAAUUACACUAGUGAUCGAUUUGUACUUCGGGUUUUAAAAGUUGAGAAGGAAACUAUUUUGACUUACAUAAACAUUUGGAUUGGAUGAGGCUUCAAUAGACUGUGAUAUGUAAAUACUUUUUAGGCACAUCAUCAAACAUGGUCGCUUGUUUUGUUGCUUUUGAUGUCAAAUAACUGAGGUAAUUGUUAGCUAUAUAUACAGUAGAGAACAUCUGACUUUUU